Molecule: messenger RNA, 927 nt
Organism: Lymnaea stagnalis (great pond snail)
Lineage: Eukaryota; Metazoa; Mollusca; Gastropoda; Lymnaeidae
Source: the annotation of a GenBank genome assembly
AUCAACUGCGUGUUCAGCCACGUCCUCGCCGUGUGCGGCAUCGUCGGGAACAUGCUCAACGUGGCCGUGUUCGCUCAGAGGAACAUGAAAAACAACACCAACAUACUGUUCGCGUGGCUCUCGUUCAACGACGUGGUUUUCUCCUGCACCCAGGUGAUAUCUCGCCUGGAGAGCGUGGUCAGGAAAUUCGACGCCACCCUGGCCACCUCCGUGUACAUCUGCUACAACGCGUACGUCUACUUCUGGAAUCAGGUGGCCUUGGCGUCGAGCGUCUACCUAGUCGGAGUCGUCGCGGUGGAGCGGACCGUCGCCGUCUGCUUCCCGUUCAGCGCCUUCAGGAUCGUCACUUCCGCGCGCGUCAAGCUCGCCAUCGGCCUCGGGUAUCUCCUGGUGAUCGGCUUGUCGUCGCCGUGGCUGUUCCUGUUCAACGUGGAGUGGGUCACCGACCCCGGCACCAACAGGACGGUGGCCCGGAUGGUCGGCACCGAGUUCCUCGCCACCCACUUCCGGUUCAUCACGCACGACCUGUACAUCGCCAUCAACGUCGUCCUGUUCUACGCCCCCGUCGCGGUCAUCUCGGCGUGCACCGUCAUGACCACCGUCGGUCUCGCGGCGUUUUCGAGAAACAGGCGUCUGCUGUCAGCCGCCGCCGCCGUCGUGACGUCGGUGAAACGGAAGCGGGAGAUGAAGUCGGCGAGGACGGCCGUGAUCCUGUGCGUCAUGAUCGUCGUCCUCGUGUUCGUGCCGACAGGGGUGUUGGAGAUGAUGACCGUGUACUCGCCGAAUUACUUCAACGACAACCAGGUUUACAUCCUCAGGUGUCUGCAGACCGUGGCCUACGAGGCCAGCUGCGCCUUUAAUUUGGUGAUAUAUCUCAUGACGAGUAGCAAGUUUGCGAAAACGUUUAAAAAGCUUUUCUGCAGUUGA